UUAUGGGUUUCCGUAGAAAGUGUCAGAGACAAGAGCUGCCACAGAGCCAGCUGAGCUGCAGCAGCAGCAGAAGCAGAAGCAACAGAGAAGUGUGCAGUCAUAAUAUAUGAAGCAGAGAGAGAGAAAGAGAAAAUGUCAGCAUUAUAAUCAGAACCAUUAGUUUUAUCCAUGUACAGAAGAUUCUGCAGGCCAAUGGUCCCUGAAAUAAAUAUACCUAUUCAACUCUUCUCCAAGCUCUCUAGUAAUAAUAACAAGUGAUAAUCCUCCCUCCCUCCCUCCCUCCCUCUCCCUUUUUCAUUUCUGCAACUGUCUCUCUUUCCAUUUCUCUGUUGUUUUCUGCUUCAGAAUUUUCACCCCUUCCUCCCUAAGAUGUUGAGUGGAACAAACAAGUUUCCAUUCACUGCGUCACAGUGGCAAGAGCUUGAACAUCAAGCAUUAAUCUUCAAGUAUAUGGUCUCAGGGAUUCCCAUUCCAACUGAUCUCCUCUUCACUAUAAAGAGAAGCUGCUUCGAUUCUCCACUCUCUUCAAAGCUUUUUCCUCGUCAACCUCCACAUAUUGGGUGGAGCUGUUUUCAAAUGGGUAUAGGGAGAAAAAUCGACCCAGAACCAGGGAGAUGCAGAAGAACAGAUGGAAAAAAAUGGAGAUGCUCAAAAGAAGCAUACCCAGAUUCUAAGUACUGUGAGAGACACAUGCAUAGAGGCAAGAAUCGUUCAAGAAAGCCUGUGGAAGUUGCAACACAAACAGUGACAGCCAAGAACCACUCUUCUCUAUUAACCCCACCUUCCCAUUCUCUCUCUUUAUUGUCAUCUGAGACCCACCAAAAUCAUCUUCACUAUUCUGGCUACCAUUCUCAUCUCAAUCAUCAGUUUUUGUCUUCACAGACUUGUUCAAGACCUCCUGGAAUUAGCCUUUCAGCCCGAGACAACGCUGCUCCAUUGCUUUUGGACUCUGGUGGUUCUUGUUCCCUGACGAACACCGGUGACAGGAGUGCUUAUGGGCUGAAAGAGGAGGUUGAUGAGCAUGCUUUCUUCUCAGAAUCCUCUGGUUCUUGGCAAUUCACUCCACUCACAAUGAGCUCAUCCUCUACUGCAUCUUCUUCAAAUCAAAGAAAUUCAUCUAGUUUACAUAACGAGUACUCUUAUUUACAGCUUCAUAGCUUGAACGAUCAUGAUAAUCCAAAGCAACAAAAGCAUUAUCAACGAAGUUAUCUUCUGGGAACUGAUAUGAAAUGUCAUUUACCUUCAAAAAUUGACAGAGAAGAAGAACCCCAGAAGACUUUUCAUCGUUUCUUCGAUGAAUGGCCUCCGAAAAACAAAGAUUCAUGGCUUGAUUUGGAUGAUAAGUCGACAAAUAGCACAUCAAUAUCAACAACUAGACUUUCAAUCUCUAUCCCCUCCUCUUCACAUGACUUCACCAUCUUCAACUCAAGAACACAUAAUGACGGUUGAGCUUUGAGCUGUGGGGAUUCUCUAUCUUCAGCCAAGAAUGUACUUGCCUGGUGGGGUAGGUUUUUUUUGUUAGGUUUAAGAAUUAUUUCUUUUAUUUGUUGUCUUUCUAGCAAAAUGUGGUUGGGAUUGAAUGUGUAUGUUUAAUGAAGUAUCCAAUGUCUUUCACUUUGUUUGUUUUUGUUCUUUUCUACUUAAAUUUAGAGUUAAUUAAUAGUUCUAAGUGACUCAGUUAAGUCUGUUUUGUUGGUAAUCAAAGGUGGAAAUGGGAAAUGUUUGAAUUUUGAUUU
Molecule: messenger RNA, 1736 nt
Organism: Manihot esculenta (cassava)
Lineage: Eukaryota; Viridiplantae; Streptophyta; Magnoliopsida; Malpighiales; Euphorbiaceae
Product: growth-regulating factor 1
Exons: 4
Coding region: 370-1449 (359 amino acids)
Biological process (GO): DNA-templated transcription; regulation of DNA-templated transcription; developmental process
Cellular component (GO): nucleus
Molecular function (GO): ATP binding
Source: RefSeq, a predicted model, not a curated record